Zophobas morio is the source of this 2860-nucleotide messenger RNA. Its product is annotated as limulus clotting factor C-like. Gene Ontology annotation, molecular function: serine-type endopeptidase activity. Lineage: Eukaryota; Metazoa; Arthropoda; Insecta; Coleoptera; Tenebrionidae. Gene Ontology annotation, biological process: proteolysis. The record is from RefSeq and is a predicted model, not a curated record. The transcript is spliced from 14 exons. The coding region runs from base 24 to 2606 and encodes 860 amino acids.
UACGGACGACGUACUUCGUCAAAAUGCGCUCCGUCAUAAAAAUUAUUUUUUUGUAUAUGUUGGGUAAGCCACUUACGAAAAAUUGUACCCUUCCACCGUAUCCUGAGUUUGGUCGAUGGACCAUUCACGACGACGGUUCUUCUAAAUUAUCUCCUGGACAACAGGUGCCGCCACGGACAACCCUAAAUGUAACUUGUGAGGAAAAUUACAGGCUGGAUACCCCUGAUGUAUCUUCCACAUGCAUUCGUGGAAACUGGACACCCAAAAUCGGGAAAUGUUUAAGAACUUGUAGUACUCUACAUGGUACUUCUCGUAUGACAGUUACUUGUACCUUUGGUGGUACCACACUAGAUUUUUGCGCUAACGCAGUCGACGGGACACUGGCACAGUUUCAGUGCUCUCAUUUUUAUGAAAUCAGAGUGGAAAAAGAACAGUUCAGAGUGUGUUCUAACGGGAGUUGGUCUGGUACAAUGCCCACCUGCGUCCCCGUAUGCGGUAAACCCUACAAUGACCGCACUCUAAUCGUGAGAGGCAACAGAACGAAGAAAGGGGAUUAUCCCUGGCAAGUUGCUUUAUACAGAGCAACCACUAAAAAAUUCCUCUGUGGAGGAACUCUUCUAAACGAACGAGUUAUCUUAACAGCCGCACAUUGUGUAACCGACAGUCAGGGUAAGUUGCACCCAGAACGAGCCUAUGUGGUGGCAGUGGGAAAAUAUUAUCGACAAUAUGAUAAUCCUGACGACAAAAAAGCCCAGUUUUGUUCGGUGCAUAAGAUGUUUGUUCCGAGACAGUACAAAGCGUCUCUCCAAAAUUAUCGAGCCGAUAUCGCUCUUAUUGUAACAAGUAAUGCUUUCACUCUUUCGAUGAACGUUCAGCCUGUGUGUGUUGCAUGGAAAACGAGGGUCCACGAAGUGCUAACAGACCCCAAUAGAACGAAAGAGGCUUACAUCAGUGGUUGGGGUUUCACCGAGGAAUAUAAAACUCUUUCGUCGGUUCUUAGACAUUUAAAGGUGCCGCUUAUUGCAGAGGAAGAUUGUUCCAAGAGACUAUCUGGAGGAGAUUUAGAAUAUUUGACAGACGAUAAGAUGUGUGCAGGAUUUAUAAAUUCUAGUAGUUCGGUGUGCAAAGGUGAUAGUGGCGGCGGACUGGUUGCUUUGUACGAAAAUCGGUACCACGUCAUUGGAAUCGCAAGUAUUUCUCCCAAAGGAGACACCCAACAUGGAGGUUGCGACAGUCAACACUACACUCUGUACACAAAAUUUUCCGACUAUAUUGACAAGUUCAUACACGAACUAGAAGCACAGUUUAGACCAAGUGCGGACCGCAAGAUACACAACAGUUGUGCCAUUACUGUUUCAAACGAUACGUCUUCAUCAACAAAAGUACCGUUCGUCGUUUCGGCCACUAGAUUUUCCAACAACCGUUGCAUAUUGCCGCACCACCCCCAGUUCGGUAAAUGGACCGACCUUUUUGGGUUUUCCGAACUACAACCCGGACUAUCAGUACCAUCGGGUACCACCGUGAGAAUUAAAUGUAACAGGAACUUCACAGUAGAGGGUUACAAUCAACUAACUUGUGAAAAUGGUGCAUGGUCAAAAAACAUCGGGCGAUGCUUGAGACUCUGUCCCUCUUUGUUUAGCACUCCGGCAAUGAAAGUAAUUUGCUCUGAUAGUGACAAUAUAGUCGAAAAUUGUACACAGGCCGUCGAAGGUACUAUUGCCAGAUUCCAGUGCGCUCCGUUUUAUAAAGACCCGCGACUAGAAAAAGGAGCGUUGCGAAUUUGCACUAAUGGUACCUGGAAUCAAGAACUGCCGCAGUGUCGACCGGAGUGCGGGCAAGUGUUAGCUCCAAGUACCAACUCGUCUGAUAACGGAACCACGAUACCAAGAGGAUAUCCAUGGCACGUCGCUAUAUAUCGCAGUUCCAACCUGAAGCGAUUUAUUUGUAGUGGGUCGCUUCUAAGCGAAAGGAUUGUGUUAACAGCUAGAAAUUGUGUGAGUUUGGGUGGAAGUCCAUAUUUGAACGAAAGUUUCAUUCUGGCGGUUGCGAAGAUGUACAACAGUUUUGAUGACCCCAGAGAAAUGCAUGCCCAAUUUUCUGAGGCGGGAGCGAUAUUUUUGCCAUCACACUUUAGAGGACAGAACAACACUGCGAUUUUAAUUGCAAAGAAGGCUUUCGUGCUUUCUUCUCACGUACUACCUGUUUGUUUAAAUUUUGGAACGAGUUACAAAUUGUCGGAUAAUGAAGAAGUCUAUUACAGGAACUGGACGACUAAAGAGUACGUGUUUUCUGAGGUGGCAGAGGGCAAUCAAAUUUCUUUAAUCCCUCUGUCAAACUGUCGAGGUAAUACAUCAGGGUCUUAUGCAAGCGAUCUAGAGUCAGGCCAAUUGUGUGCUCGUUCUUUGACUAAAGGAACAAAAUCUUUCUUAGACGUCGGAAAGGGUGUAGUACGAAAACAUGACGACAAGUACUAUCUCGUGGGUGUGAUAACUGGGCCAGCGUUAGGACCUAAAGUUGCUACAGAAAUUAUAGAAGAUUAUUUAGUUUCAGUUUACAAGGAUAUUUCAAAGCAGUUAGACUUGUUAAUUUUACGUACACAGGAGUAAUACAGUUGCAAAUUAAAAACAAUGGUCGAAAGCCAUUUCGAUAGAACUUUCCUCAUUCUUUUUUUUGUGACACCCUGUAUAAGUAAUUCUAAAAACUAUGAGUGCAUCGAUAAAAUGCAAGCAUACGGUUAAAAUAUUUUGCAUUUUUCAGAGGAGAUUUAUUGAGCAAAGUUUCAAGGAGGCCUCGGAUCACUCUAAUUUAAUGAUUAAACUAACGCUUUGUAGUUUAUUUUGGAUGUAAUAAUACAAUUUAU